Molecule: messenger RNA, 1347 nt
Organism: Lactuca virosa
Lineage: Eukaryota; Viridiplantae; Streptophyta; Magnoliopsida; Asterales; Asteraceae
Source: the annotation of a GenBank genome assembly
AUGAUUUCUGCCUAUAGAAGCCGGAGAGCAGCAAGAAACGCUAACAAGAUCAAGAAAGGCUCCAAAUUGGUGGAUGUUGAUGUCGAGGUCACCAUACCGGAGCAUUUCCGGUGUCCGAUAUCCCUGGAGUUGAUGAAAGAUCCGGUGACGUUGUCAACAGGGAUCACUUACGAUAGAGAAAGUGUAGAGAAAUGGAUAUAUGAAGAUGAGAAGCACACAUGUCCGGUCACCGGCGUAAGCUUGACGACCCUCGACCCUGUACCUAAUCACACUCUCAGAAAGAUGAUACAAAACUGGUGCGUUGAGAAUAAGUUAUAUGGGUUUGAUCGGAUCCCAACUCCUCGAGCUCCGGCGAACUCGUAUCAAGUUUCCGAUAUUCUUUCCAAGAUUGUGGACAUGAGAGCGAAGGGGAAUGCAGAAGGUGUCAUGGAGUUGGUGGUGAAGAUGAAAGAUUUAGCGAAAGAGAGUGAGAGAAACAAGAGGUGCAUUGUUGCAAAUGGGUCAGCAAGAAUAUUAUCGGAGACAUUCGAGAUGUUUUCUUCCUACAAGAAUCAAGAAAACGCAUCAGUUUUGGAAGAAAUCUUGUCUGGUUUAACCUUGCUUCUUCCUUUCGAUCAAGAUACAAAAUCUUAUCUUGGUUCGAACCAAUGUUUAAGCACCGUUGUAUGGAUUCUAAAGGUUGGAACUUUAUCGGGAAGAAGGAAUGCUGUUUUGAUACUGAAAGAGAUUCUUUCAUCCGAUCAAACAAAGCUACAUGAAUUCACAGAGAUUGAAGGAAGUAUCGAAGCUUUAGCGAAGCUCAUCAAGGAGCCAAUUUGUCCUACGACAACUAAUGCAUCAUUGUUAGCGAUUUACCAUUUAGUCACUCCAUCAACUUCUUUUGACCACAAGAAAACCCUAAUCUCAACAUUCGUCAACAUGGGUAUAAUCGAUAAGCUUCUAGAAAUGCUUGUAGACUGCUCACGAGGUGUUUGUGAAAAGUCCUUGGGUGUACUCGAAGGUCUUUGCAGCAUUGACGAAGGGCUUGAGAAGGCUUACAGCAAUGCGUUGACAGUUCAAGUGUUGGUGAAGAAACUGCUUCGUGUUUCUGACAUGGCGACUGAGUUUUCGGUUUCGAUUCUUUGGAUGCUGAGUAGAUAUGAGAAGAGUAAAGGGGUAGAGGAAAGUGUCGCCAUUGAAGCACUUCAAGUGGGAGCUUUUCAGAAGCUUUUGUUGCUGUUGCAGGUUGGUUCUUCUGUGAAAACGAAGGAGAAAUCUGGUGAUUUGUUGAAGGGAAUGAAUGUGCAUAGAGGAAGAGUGGAUUGUAUUGAAUCUAUGGAUUUCAAGAACCUCAAGAGGCCAUUUUGA